Molecule: messenger RNA, 471 nt
Organism: Oikopleura dioica
Lineage: Eukaryota; Metazoa; Chordata; Appendicularia; Copelata; Oikopleuridae
Source: the annotation of a GenBank genome assembly
AUGUCAGAGGAGAAAAGAAGAUUCCAAAAAGAACUCGAAGCUUUUGCUCAUGCUGCAAGUAGGGUUUCCAAAAGAAUCGAUGAACUUUCUUGCGAAAAAAUCAUGGCUGAAGUCCAAAAGAAGCUGCAAUUAGAACAACCAGCUGAAACUCUUCAAAAACAAGAACGAUCGAAAAGCCCAACACCUUUUCUUUCAGUGAAAAAUGAAGAAAAAAUCAACGAAGAAAGUGACAAAAAAGCAAAAAUCACUUCUGAAAACCAUUUUUCCUCGCAGAUUUGUCCUGAGCCCCCUUCUGAACCGUCUCCGACAGAAUUCGUGAACACCAUUCUUGCUGAAAUCGGAAUUCAAAGUGGCGAAAAAAUCCAUUUCUCGAAAUUUCCCCUAAUUGAGGAUCUUCUCGACCUCCCAAGUCCGAUACGAAGAAUCAAAUACAACAAGCAAACCCAACAAUACACCAUCCUGAUGAAAUAA